AUGAAGGUAUCACUAAAUUCAUUUUUUCAUGGCAUUCGUUUUGCAUUACAAAAAUGCAAAUUUGAUGGUGUAUUUCUUAAAGUGAAGCAGUACAAAAUUUUAGAUGCUUUGAUAUCCGGAAGAGAUGUGAUUGGAGUUCUACCUACGGGUUAUGGAAAAUCCAUCAUUUUUCAGCUAUUGCCAUUUCUUCAUGAAUACCACAGCAUCUCGGACGCUGGUAAUAUUGUGAUAGUUGUUGCGCCACUAAAUGCAUUAAUUGAGGACCAAAUUAAAAGUCUUCGAAAAAGGGGGGUGAGUGCUGGUAUGUUAAGAACAAAACCACAGAACAUGCGCACAAUUGCAGAUAAUACAAACUGUGAUUCUGAUUCAGAUUCUAACACUGAUGAGAACAACAUUGACAAUGAACUUGAGCAAGAUGCAGGAAAUGAACUUUCUUCUAUUCGUAGUGGAAAAUUUAGACUCUUAUUUAUCCACCCAGAGGGAUUCAUUUCAUGCCGAGAAGGCCGAAAGAUUCUGACAAGUGAACCGUAUCAGAAGAAUGUUGUAUGUUGUGUUGUCGAUGAAGCUCAUCUUGUUCAUGAAUGGGGAGAGGACUUUCGACCAGACUUCAGCAAGCUGUCCCAACUUAGGGCCUUAUUUCCAUGCACACCAAUGCUAGCAUUAACUGCAUCAGCCCACCAAAGUUCAUGGGCAUAUUGACUUCUUCCCUUCAUCUACGAAACCCUUUAAAGGUAAUUGGUAACUUAGACAGGCCAAACAUCUAUAUAGAGGUUCUUAAGCGAAAACCAUCAGUAUUUGGGUCAGAAAGCUAUGAGAGAAUCCUUUGUCCAAUUGCCAAAGAAUUAAAAACAACACUAAUUAACUAUCCAUUAACUAUUAUUUAUCUACCACUGAAAUGGUGUGGUCAUGCAUUUAAACUUUUUAUCCAAAUUCUUCAAGAAAAAAGUUAUUUUCCUGCAGGUGAAACACAUGAUCCUUCCAAAUGUUUGUUUGCUCAGUUUCAUGCAGCCCAGACUGAUAAGAUGAAAAGUGAAAUUCUUGAACAAUUAACAGGAGAAUCUGAAAGGCACAAUAUUCGUGUGGUAUUUGCGACAGUAGCAAUUGGACUAGGUGUAAACAUACCAAACGUCAGACAAGUAAUACAUAUUGGACCUCCAAGGACUAUUGAAUCAUAUUACCAGGAAAUCGGGAGGGCAGGUCGGGAUGGAAGAUCAGCCAGAGCAGUUUUAUACUACAGUGGUUCAGAAAUUGCAACAAACAAACCUGGUAUGACAGAUGAAAUGCGUGUUUUCUGCCCAACGGUUAAAACCUGUCUAUGA
Paramuricea clavata is the source of this 1319-nucleotide messenger RNA. Lineage: Eukaryota; Metazoa; Cnidaria; Anthozoa; Malacalcyonacea; Plexauridae. The record is from the annotation of a GenBank genome assembly.